Messenger RNA from Brassica rapa (field mustard), 1651 nucleotides. Its product is annotated as F-box protein KIB4-like. NCBI's taxonomy places the organism in Eukaryota, Viridiplantae, Streptophyta, Magnoliopsida, Brassicales, Brassicaceae. The record is from RefSeq and is a predicted model, not a curated record. Gene Ontology annotation, molecular function: protein binding.
AACUUUUGGGUAAAUCCUAAACCCUUGGGUAAAGAGAUAUUCCAAGGCUUAUGAGUCUAUCCAUGGGUUUAGAAUUUACCCAAUGGUUUAGGGUUUAGUGUUUACCUAAUGGUUUAGGUGUUUAGUAUGAAUGGUUUUAACAAUAUUAAAAAAAUGUUAUUGCUAUUACACUUUUUUAUUUAUUUUCUAUCAUUUAUUUUUAAAAAUAAAUUCUAAAUAUUCUAUUUCCUUUUUGAAAAAAAAUGUAUAUAAAAAACCCAAUUCUCAUUGGUUGGUGAAACCUAAGAAUUUCUCUUAUUUUAAUUAAUUUUCUAUUAUUAUAAAGGAAAUUAUUCCUUUUUUUUUUCCUUAGAGUAAACAAGGACAAACCCUAAAACACCAACAACCGUUUAAGAAAAACCUAUCAUGAUGACGCCCAAAGUGGAGAUGAUCGGUUCCAACAAAACGAUACGCAACGACCCUAUGCUUAUCCUCGACCUGGUUAUAUUGGUCAUGGAACGAUUAAGCUUUGUUGAUUUUCAUAGAGCUAGAUGCGUUUCUUCAGUAUGGUAUUCCGCUUCAAAAUCAUGCCGCAUGAGACAAGCAAACCCAUGGCUCAUCCUCUUUCCUGCAGACGUACUUCACUUACCUCUGGAAAGCAUCGACGAUUCAUGUAAGUUGUUCGACCCUAUUGACCACAAAACAUACACCGUAAGAGAUCUCGGUUCUGAUAUCCUUAGGACUUCUUGUUUGGCAAGUUACAAUAGCUGGUUCCUCAUGUUAGACCGUAAAACCCGUUUUUAUCUUUUGAAUAUGCUCACUCGAGAGAGGAUUCAUCUCCCGUUUCUUGAUUCAAUGGAAUCAACCGACGGAUCAAAGUUGAAAUUCAAGAGAAAUUUUGACUCUAGUUUCACGGUUACAACAUUCCGUUACAAUAACGUACCAUUAUUAUCAACGUGCUUUGGAAUAGACGCUGCCGUUUUGUGGGUAGAUGAAAGAAACAAAGAUUAUCUAGUUGUGUGGGCUUUUGAUCGCACUCUUGCAUAUCACAAGAAAGGAGACGAUAGCUGGAGGGUGUUUCGGUCAUCAACGAAUCAAAGCUGCGUCGAUAUGGUUUUUAAAGAAAGCAAGCUUUACGUGCUUGUUGAAGACGGAAGCAUCACUACUUUUGAUUUCUCUUGCGGUGAUUCUCCUAUGGAAUUUGCAAGUUUCACCACGUCACCAGAGUGUUGUGACUUCGAACAUCUUGCUGUGACUUUGUCUGGACAAGUUUUGGCUAUUUCAAGUGAGGAGAGACACUCAUAUGACAUGUACAAGAUGGAUCCUAAAUCAUCAAAAUGGAGUAUAAUCAAGUCUCUAGGGGACGAAGCAUUGCUUUUGGAUCAACGAAUAACGGUUCCAGCCAAAGAUGGAGUUUUGAAAAAUUGCUUAUAUUGUAGUUAUAGUGAUCAGUUUCGUAGAGACGAUGAUUAUAACCUACGGGAGGAUGAUAACGGCAUUUGCGUCGUCAAUAUUCAGACCAAUAAUGAAGUUCAAUUGUUCAACCAUCUUACUGCUUCGUCGCCACUACCUUUCAAGGAUGCUCGUUGGUUUAUUCCCACUUUUGGUGGAAAAUGAUUACUUUAAAUUAAUUUACUUAUCUUUUUCGUAAGGCUGAAUGAUUUUUUUUUUC